Myotis lucifugus (little brown bat) is the source of this 1247-nucleotide messenger RNA. RefSeq names its product opioid receptor delta 1 (gene OPRD1). The record is from RefSeq and is a predicted model, not a curated record. Gene Ontology annotation, cellular component: neuron projection; membrane. The transcript has 4 exons. The coding region runs from base 204 to 1130 and encodes 308 amino acids. NCBI's taxonomy places the organism in Eukaryota, Metazoa, Chordata, Mammalia, Chiroptera, Vespertilionidae. Gene Ontology annotation, biological process: neuropeptide signaling pathway; G protein-coupled opioid receptor signaling pathway. Gene Ontology annotation, molecular function: neuropeptide binding; G protein-coupled enkephalin receptor activity.
UAGAGUUUCAAGAGAUUGGGUGGAAGCAGCAAGGCCCUUUGGGGCCUGGACUCUGACCUGGCACUGUCGUUUCCAUCCUACAGCCAGUCACAAGGCCAGCCCAGGCUCUCUAGAUAUCUGUCUUCUUGGCUGUAAAACGAAGAUAAUGAAACCUGACCUUCCCAUGUAUCCAGAUGGUGUCAAGAUAAGAUGAAGUCAUCAAUAUGAAAGUGCCUUGGAAAGUCAGAAGUACUUUGCCAAUGUACACAAAGAUGAAGACAGCCACCAACAUCUACAUCUUCAACCUGGCCUUGGCAGAUGCACUGGCCACCAGCACGCUGCCCUUCCAGAGCGCCAAGUACCUGAUGGAGACGUGGCCUUUUGGGGAGCUUCUCUGCAAGGCUGUGCUCUCCAUCGACUACUAUAAUAUGUUCACCAGCAUCUUCACACUCACCAUGAUGAGUGUGGACCGCUAUAUUGCUGUCUGCCACCCUGUCAAGGCCCUGGACUUCCGCACCCCCGCCAAGGCCAAGCUGAUCAACAUCUGCAUAUGGGUCCUGGCAUCAGGUGUUGGUGUACCCAUCAUGAUCAUGGCUGUGACCCGUCCCCGGGACGGAGCCGUGGUGUGCACGCUCCAGUUCCCCAGCCCCAGCUGGUACUGGGACACGGUGACCAAGAUCUGCGUGUUCCUCUUCGCCUUCGUGGUGCCCAUCCUCAUCAUCACCGUGUGCUACAGCCUGAUGCUGCUGCGCCUGCGCAGUGUGCGCGUGCUCUCGGGCUCCAAGGAGAAGGACCGCAGCCUGCGGCGCAUCACGCGCAUGGUGCUGGUGGUGGUGGGCGCCUUCGUGGUGUGCUGGGCCCCCAUCCACAUCUUCGUCAUCGUCUGGACGCUGGUGGACAUCAACCGGCGCGACCCGCUCGUGGUGGCCGCGCUGCACCUGUGCAUCGCGCUGGGCUACGCCAACAGCAGCCUCAACCCCCUGCUCUACGCCUUCCUGGACGAGAACUUCAAGCGCUGCUUCCGCCAGCUCUGCCGCUGGCCCUGCGGCCGCCAGGAGCCCGGCGGCUUCAACCGCGCCCGGGAAGCUACGGUCCGCGAAAGGAUCACCGCCUGCACCCCGUCCGAGGGUCCUGGUGGCACCGCUGCCUGACCAGGCCCGGCUGGCCCACCGCGCGCCCCUCCGGAGUGACCUGGCGGUCACCCCGAGUGCUAAGGGGGGUGGGGGCCAGGGCGCCACAGGAGGAGAAAGGGGGCCUCUGUUUUGAAA